CCAAGUUCGGAUUGUUUUGUAGAUAGUUUCGGAUGGCAGCUUUCGAAAUGAUAGAAUGUCAGUUCAUUGAAGUGCAGAGACUCCUGGAGCGGCCAAGUGCUGCAUUCUCAAAUGAGAAGAUGUUCGAAGCUGACCCGCAGUUGUUUGCAGCGCUGCGAGGCGCCAUCCAAAUUCUGGUUCUUGGGGCAGGUGGAUUGGGAUGUGAACUGCUAAAGGACCUGGCGAUGUUGGGCUUCGAGAACCUGCACGUGAUUGACAUGGACACCAUCGAUCUAUCCAAUUUGAAUCGACAGUUCUUAUUCAGAUAUUCUGACAUCGGGAGGCCAAAGGCUGAAAUAGCUGCAGAUUUUGUCAAUAAGCGGGUGCCCACUAGCCAUGUGACUGCGCACUUCAAUAAGAUCGAAGAUCUUGGUCCAGACUUCUACGAGCGCUUCCACAUCGUAGUGUGUGGGUUAGACAGCAUCUCGGCCAGACGUUGGAUCAAUCAGAUGUUGAUUUCACUGCUCAAAUACAGUGCCGACGGCAAGGUGAUACCAGAAUCAGUGAAGCCUCUGGUAGACGGCGGAACAGAAGGCUUCAAAGGCAGUGCCAGACUCAUCUAUCCAGGCAUGAGCGCAUGUAUUGAUUGCACUCUUGAUCUCUACCCGCCUCAGAUACACUAUCCCUUGUGCACGAUAGCACACACGCCCCGUCUCCCAGAGCACUGCGUCGAGUUCGCCAAGAUUAUGGCGUGGCCAGAAGAGGAGCCGUUUGGAAAAGGCGUUGAAGUGGACGGAGAUCACCCCGAUCACGUUACAUGGAUUAUGAUGAAAGCGCAAGAAAGGGCGGACCAUUUUGGAAUCAAAGCUGUGACAUACAGGUUCAGAGACGAAAGAUGAAUGAUGAUGUUAUCCAAAAUGGCUCAGCCGAGGUGAAUGCUCCUGAGACGCUUCAAAGUUUGAGAUAUCUCCGUCAAACGCCAUUAUCUCGACCUGACAAAAGGAGAACCUGUGCAGUCUUGAGCCCAAGUGACGAAGAAAGGUCAUCUAUGGAAAUGCUAUCGACGAAAAUACGAGAGACUAUCAGGUCGUUGCAGAGCGCUAUGUGGAACAACUGAAAUGUACAACUGAAAGGCUUGGUCAAAACUAUGGUAGAUGAAGCAAUAAAUGGAUUGCAGAAGCUGAAGUGCAGAACCACCUGAUGAACAGUUCAGGAUUUCUUGAGGCGAAAGGAAAUCUGGAAGCGGAGAUGAACAGUAGAGACAUUAUCAUGGUAAUUAGAUUGGAAAUGUCAAGUGUUAACAAUUUUGAAAGAGAAACAACUAUUGAAUAGGUGUUACGUAUCGCUAAAGAAGUUGGUGCAUAUAUUGACGAAUGAGAGUUUUCAAUCGCACAAAACCUCCCAUCCAAAUCCACAAAUGCCAAACCGAUCGUAGUAUAUUUUACAAGGCGGGUUGCCAAAGUCCAACUCUUGAAGAUAUUACUAGACCUGGCCUAGGUCAAAUCCAUUAGUCUAAUGAGAGCAGAUGACAGGAUCACAUCGACAUGACCAAGGAAGGGACAGUUUUCUUCAGUUGGAAGAAUGAUGGCAAAAUCUACAGGAUAAUUAGCUUAUAUGAAGGAGGCCAAUAUCUCAAUUAUACUUUUCAUACUGUAAACGCGUACUUUAAUAGUGUUUUUGAAUAAUCUUCAAAUCCCGCCGGCUCUUAAAAUUCCAAGUGAUAGUGCGUGCUAUAAAUCGGUUCAAGUUUUCAUUUUAUCUCUCUGAAGUUCGUUCUUUAAUAAACCUUUUUGAUGAUUCAGAAGCACUCUAGCUAAUCUUGAGUCUCCUCCUAAUGUUAUGUUUAACAGUAGCAUGAUUCCUUGAAAAUGACUGACUAAGCUUCUUAAAACUAACUGUUUAUCCUUGCUUAAUUGUAAAAACGCGGAAAACUUGCGGUGGCGGUACAAUGGUUCAACUAGAACAAAAUUUUUUAUCUAAUUGAAAAAUUUGCAGCGGAACUAUGAGAAGCGGUUUCUUUGUUAAUUGACUUCAAAUGAAGUCAAAUCAUAAAACUAGUUGUCUACGUGCCUUCACGUGCUGAUAAAAUGAAAAUCACCGAAGAGAUUUAGAAAGAUUUAGAGAAGUUAUCUAAAUUUAAGUUACUUAAAAUAAUAGCUAGUGAUUUGAAUAUGGAUUUUCACAGAAUUAAUUAAAUUGUUCGAAAUAAACCCCAGCAUGAAAUCAUCAAAUUGGUGUGAACUCUUGGAAUAUGAACCUUCUAGAUUCAAUUAAAAAUCUUCAUCUUUCAUCGGUCAGUUCCGUAUCCGCAAUCUUUUUG
Symsagittifera roscoffensis is the source of this 2299-nucleotide messenger RNA. RefSeq names its product NEDD8-activating enzyme E1 catalytic subunit-like. Lineage: Eukaryota; Metazoa; Xenacoelomorpha; Acoela; Convolutidae. Gene Ontology annotation, biological process: protein neddylation. Gene Ontology annotation, cellular component: cytoplasm; nucleus. Gene Ontology annotation, molecular function: NEDD8 activating enzyme activity. The transcript has 4 exons. The record is from RefSeq and is a predicted model, not a curated record. The coding region runs from base 33 to 878 and encodes 281 amino acids.